Messenger RNA from Botrytis sinoallii, 363 nucleotides. RefSeq lists its product as uncharacterized. NCBI's taxonomy places the organism in Eukaryota, Fungi, Ascomycota, Leotiomycetes, Helotiales, Sclerotiniaceae. The record is from RefSeq and is a predicted model, not a curated record. The transcript is spliced from 5 exons. Bases 1 to 363 code for a protein of 120 amino acids.
AUGUUCUCAUUCUGGUUUUCUGGAACCUGGAGCCCGUGUUUUGCUAUCAUUUACUUUGGGCCAAAGGCUCAGCGAUUUCGUUUUGUCAAUCUUCAAAGUCAGCUGAUGUCGAUUUUCUUUUUCAAAAAGGAAAAGCAACGAACCGAAAUAUUGUUUGAUCGGCUUCUUAAAAGUAUGAGACGCUUAAAUCAUGGUUUCUAUGCAAAUUCUGGGGUGGACAAGAGAGGGUUACGGGGCAUUGACGUCUUUUCAGGCACGAGCAUAUUUGCAGGGCCAAGGCUUGCCGGUUUAGCAACUGACUUGAACGAUUUGUUCACUGUUGCAUCCCACAGAAGUGAUUUCGGCACUCUCUGGCCGCCCUAG